AUGGAAGGCCCAAGCGAAGCUAUCAGGCCUUCCUCUCAGCAUAUAUCGCUGUUGCGGAAGUGGCUUAUCGUCUUGAUAGUCUGCACCGGUAGUGUCUGCGUAACAUGCGCGAGCUCCAUCUACACCACGACCUACGACCAGAUAACCGCCGAGUUUGACACACCUCCACUGCUUGCAACAGGCGGACUGUCCACCUUCGUUCUUGGCAUCGGGUUAGGGCCCUUACUAACAGGCCCUCUGAGUGAACACUACGGCCGAAGACCUAUCUACCUGAUUUCCUGGUCACUAUUUAUCAUAUGGACGAUCCCAUCAGCUGUUGGAACAAAUAUACAAACUCUCAUUAUUGCUCGGUUUUUCCAGGGGUUCGCAGGCGGCACGUUCCUCUCUGUAGCAGGGGGCACAGUGAGCGACAUCUUUGCAAAGGAUGAAAUCCAGAAACCGAUGGCUGUUGUCUCGUUGGCACCAUUCGUAGGUCCUAGUCUAGGACCUGUGCUUGGAGGCUUCGUUAACUAUUAUGCGCCGUGGAGGUGGACAUGGUAUUUUGUGAUUAUCUGGGGGGCGGUGCUGCUGGGGUUUAUUGUGAUUCUAGCGCCGGAGACGAGAGUGAACAUCAGAGAGCGAGGUGCACCUGAGUCUGAAAGCUCUCAGAAAGGAAUAAGAGUCACCGCCAGAGCACUAUCGGUAUCCCUUCUCAGGCCGUUCCAGAUGCUGUUCAUGGAGCCCAUGUGCCUCUGUCUAGACCUUUAUUCAGCCAUUCUCCUCGGUAUUCUGUACCUCUUUUUCGGCGCAUUUCCUCUCGUCUUCAAAACGACUCACGGAAUGAACCUUUGGCAAGUAGGGUUGACGUUCCUCGGAAUCAUUUUUGGAAUGUUGAUAGCAGCUGCGAGCAAUCCAUUAUGGAACAACAUUCGCACACGUCUGGUCGUGAGAAGAGACCAAGUGGGGUCUGGAACGAGUGAACCGGAGUACCGGUUGCCUCCAGCCAUCCUCGGUAGUCUCUUGAUCCCGUUUGGCCUAUUUUGGUUCGGCUGGACGAUGUAUCCGUCUGUGCAUUGGAUGGUGCCGGUAGUGGGAUCUGCAGUGUUCGGGUGUGGAGUACUUUUGGUAUUCACUGGGGUUUUUACGUUUUUCGUUGAUGCGUAUCCAAGGUAUGCUGCGUCAGCACUGGCGGCAAAUGGAUUUGUCAGAUGCACAUCGGCGGCCGCAUUUCCACUGUUCGGGAACCAAAUGUACGAGAAACUCGGACAUCAGUGGGCCACGAGCGUCCUGGCAUUUCUGACCGUGGCGAUGAUGCCGUUUCCCUGGCUCUUUUUUGGGUAUGGGAAACUGCUCAGGAAGAGGAGUAGCUUUGCAGUCGAUACUUGA
Molecule: messenger RNA, 1365 nt
Organism: Aspergillus mulundensis
Lineage: Eukaryota; Fungi; Ascomycota; Eurotiomycetes; Eurotiales; Aspergillaceae
Product: MFS transporter
Exons: 5
Coding region: 1-1365 (454 amino acids)
Biological process (GO): transmembrane transport
Cellular component (GO): membrane
Molecular function (GO): transmembrane transporter activity
Source: RefSeq, a predicted model, not a curated record